Messenger RNA from Apodemus sylvaticus (European woodmouse), 3750 nucleotides. RefSeq names its product N-ethylmaleimide sensitive factor, vesicle fusing ATPase (gene Nsf). Lineage: Eukaryota; Metazoa; Chordata; Mammalia; Rodentia; Muridae. The coding region runs from base 71 to 2305 and encodes 744 amino acids. Gene Ontology annotation, biological process: intra-Golgi vesicle-mediated transport; SNARE complex disassembly; Golgi to plasma membrane protein transport. Gene Ontology annotation, cellular component: Golgi stack. The record is from RefSeq and is a predicted model, not a curated record. Gene Ontology annotation, molecular function: ATP binding; ATP hydrolysis activity. The transcript is spliced from 21 exons.
CACGCGCGCGGCGGGGGCGGGCUCAGCAGAGUGCGGAGCUGCAACCUGGGAGCAGGACGUGUCCGCGAAGAUGGCGGGCCGGACUAUGCAAGCUGCGAGAUGCCCUACUGAUGAAUUAUCUUUAAGCAACUGUGCAGUUGUGAAUGAAAAGGAUUUCCAGUCUGGCCAGCAUGUGAUGGUGAGGACGUCCCCCAAUCACAAGUACAUUUUCACGCUGAGGACCCACCCAUCUGUGGUUCCAGGAUGCAUCGCAUUCAGCUUACCUCAGCGAAAAUGGGCUGGACUUUCUAUUGGGCAGGACAUAGAAGUUGCCUUAUAUUCGUUUGACAAAGCCAAGCAAUGCAUCGGCACAAUGACCAUCGAGAUCGACUUCCUGCAGAAAAAGAACAUCGACUCCAACCCUUAUGACACGGACAAGAUGGCAGCCGAGUUCAUCCAGCAGUUCAACAACCAGGCCUUCUCAGUGGGUCAGCAGCUUGUCUUUAGCUUCAAUGACAAGCUCUUUGGAUUACUGGUGAAGGACAUUGAAGCCAUGGAUCCCAGCAUCCUGAAGGGAGAGCCUGCGUCAGGCAAAAGGCAGAAGAUUGAAGUCGGACUGGUUGUUGGAAACAGUCAAGUUGCAUUUGAAAAAGCAGAAAAUUCGUCACUCAAUCUUAUUGGCAAAGCUAAAACCAAGGAGAAUCGCCAGUCCAUCAUCAAUCCGGACUGGAACUUUGAGAAGAUGGGGAUCGGCGGCCUGGAUAAGGAGUUCUCAGAUAUUUUCCGACGAGCGUUUGCUUCGAGAGUGUUCCCUCCGGAGAUCGUGGAACAGAUGGGUUGUAAACAUGUUAAAGGCAUACUGUUAUACGGACCCCCUGGUUGUGGUAAGACUCUCUUGGCUCGACAGAUUGGCAAGAUGCUGAAUGCGAGAGAGCCCAAGGUGGUCAAUGGGCCAGAAAUCCUCAACAAGUAUGUGGGCGAAUCGGAGGCUAACAUUCGUAAACUCUUCGCUGAUGCUGAAGAGGAGCAAAGGAGGCUUGGUGCUAACAGUGGCUUGCACAUCAUCAUCUUUGAUGAAAUCGAUGCCAUCUGCAAGCAGAGAGGGAGCAUGGCCGGCAGCACCGGCGUGCACGACACCGUUGUCAACCAGCUGCUGUCCAAGAUCGAUGGUGUUGAGCAGCUGAACAACAUCCUCGUUAUCGGAAUGACCAAUAGGCCAGAUUUGAUAGACGAGGCUCUCCUUCGACCUGGAAGACUAGAAGUUAAAAUGGAGAUAGGCUUGCCAGAUGAGAAGGGUCGACUCCAGAUCCUGCAUAUCCACACAGCAAGGAUGAGAGGGCACCAGUUACUGUCUGCUGAUGUGGACAUUAAGGAACUGGCUGUGGAGACUAAGAAUUUCAGUGGCGCUGAACUGGAGGGUCUGGUGCGAGCAGCACAGUCCACAGCCAUGAACAGACACAUAAAGGCCAGCACAAAAGUAGAAGUAGACAUGGAGAAGGCAGAGAGCCUGCAGGUGACAAGAGGGGACUUCCUUGCUUCCCUGGAGAACGAUAUCAAACCAGCAUUUGGCACAAACCAAGAGGAUUAUGCAAGUUACAUUAUGAAUGGAAUCAUCAAGUGGGGUGACCCCGUGACCCGAGUUCUAGAUGAUGGAGAGCUGCUGGUCCAGCAAACUAAAAAUAGCGACCGAACACCACUGGUUAGCGUCCUUCUAGAAGGCCCUCCUCACAGCGGGAAGACUGCCCUCGCUGCAAAGAUUGCAGAGGAAUCCAACUUCCCCUUCAUCAAGAUCUGUUCCCCUGAUAAGAUGAUUGGCUUCUCUGAGACAGCCAAGUGUCAGGCCAUGAAGAAGAUCUUUGAUGAUGCUUACAAGUCUCAGCUCAGUUGUGUGGUCGUGGACGACAUUGAGAGGCUGCUCGAUUAUGUCCCCAUUGGCCCCCGGUUCUCCAACCUGGUGUUGCAAGCUCUUCUUGUGUUGCUGAAAAAGGCGCCUCCUCAGGGCCGCAAGCUCCUCAUCAUCGGGACCACCAGCCGCAAAGAUGUCCUACAGGAAAUGGAGAUGCUUAACGCCUUCAGCACCACCAUCCACGUGCCCAACAUUGCCACAGGAGAGCAGCUGCUGGAAGCUCUGGAGCUUUUGGGCAACUUCAAAGAUAAGGAACGCACCACAAUUGCUCAGCAAGUCAAAGGGCAGAAAGUCUGGAUAGGAAUCAAGAAGUUACUAAUGUUGAUUGAGAUGUCCCUGCAGAUGGAUCCUGAGUUCCGUGUGAGGAAAUUCUUGGCCCUCUUGAGAGAAGAAGGCGCUAGUCCCCUGGACUUUGAUUGAAAACGGACUGUUUACAACAGUGACCAAGGGAAGCGACCAAGGUGAAGAUGGCCUGGGACCGUCACUCCUCACACUCAAGACCCUGGAUUAAGUGAAGUGUCCCCCUCCCUCAACACACUCGCUCUGCAUGGCUCGUGCAGUAAACUCCCUCGUGCUUUGAGACGUCUAGUGUUCCCUGGACUGCGGUGCUUCCCUCCCAGGCUAGCUAAGAUGAUUCCUGCUUACAUGGGAGGCAUGCCACACCCAUGCACCCCGCCCCCACCGAGCUCUCUGCCACGCCCACCCUCGGAAAACACUUGACCUACCGAAGGUAGGCUUCUACACCUGACCAAGAGCAAAGGUGGAGGUCCCAAGGGAUUCGCUUAACACUUGGCCAUGCUAACAGCUGUGUACCCCACAGAACGAGUUAUUAGCUUUGCCUAAAGAACUAGGCUUUGAAUAUCUAAGAUGCUGUUCUCAAUCAUUUUCAGAGACAUUUCCAAGUUGCAAUCAGGAGAGCUUUUCUAAUCGGAAGUCAGAUCAUUCCUGUGGUGGCUGUGAUAUGCCCUGAGUGUAAUUAAUUUGCUCUGUGGUAAGAGAUAUGCUAAUCAUUACCACUUGGUAGAUGCUGUUAAAAACCUUAUGAAAGAUACAUAUGGAAAUCUGUACAUCCCUAAACAGAAAAAAAAAUUAAAAUAAUUUACAAGCCUCUCAAUUCUAAUUAGCGUCCAGCUGUAAGUGGGUCAGUUCCUUGGGAUGAUGUUAGAGGCCAAUUAGUGCCCAUCGUCUUCCUUUUCCUCAGCCUGAUGACUUAGAAUUCAUCCUCCCUGGAUCUCAAGUGAUCUGUAAUGUCUGAAACGUAUAAAUAAAACACUACUCCGCAGCAGAACAAGCCACCCCCUAGUCCUCUCCCUUGAAUAUCCAUUCCAGCGAACUCAAAACACCUCUUCCCAAAAGAGGAGGAACUCAGUGAGCCCUUUGGAGGGUGGUUUGCCUAACCAGUGGGUUAGAAGGAAUAUAAUUAGGUCAUUUAUGAAGAUGUCUUAGGGAGCACGCACUCUGCUGCCUAAAACACAAAGACAGCCAUCGGAGGCUCGCAGCUGCAGGGGCACCUGGGCGACUCUGACACUGUCCCCACCGUAGAAGGCAAAUCAUCUCCUAAUCUUGCUGUCUGUAUGCCUUGUUUGGGGUUUUCAUUCCUGGCUUAUUUUGUGGCUUUGAAAGAGUAGAUCGUGUUGUGAAACUGUGAUUCCCGUGGCCAGUGCCGUGGUUCCCCGCCCAUUACUGUGGUCCCUGUGGUCUCUGGCUCUGCCUUUCUCCUCCCGACAAAGUCCUACGUGGAUUAAUUUAUGUUCCUUGUUCAACAAAGUUAAUGUCUUGUGUUUUUGUCCAAAAUUAUAUUGAAAAAGAUAUUAUAUUGUGUAAUGCAAAUUGAAGGAAUGCAAUAAAGAGAAAAUAUACUUGAA